This is a messenger RNA of Miscanthus lutarioriparius, 663 nucleotides long. The record is from the annotation of a GenBank genome assembly. NCBI's taxonomy places the organism in Eukaryota, Viridiplantae, Streptophyta, Magnoliopsida, Poales, Poaceae.
AUGCAGAUGGCGGCGACCACCACCGACUCCCAGGCGGCCGUGCCGCCUCACCACCCUCACGCCCACCCCCACGUGCCCCCCGCAGCACGCUCACCCGCACCACCACAUGCCGCAGCCACGGUGGGUCGUCAUCCCGUACCCGCCGCCGCCGCCCAUGGUGGCCGCGCCACCGCCGCCGCCGCCGCAGUUUGCCAAGCACUUCGCUGCUGGGCCGCCCCAAGCUGCGGCCGGGCGCCGCACGCCGACCCGCCCGCGGCCGGAUCCGGCGGGAACGGGUGCGAGGAGAAUAAGACCAUUUGGGUUGGCGACCUCCAGUACUGGAUGGACGAGAACUACCUCCACAGCUGCUUCGGGCCCAGCGGCGAGGUGGUUACAAUAAAAGUUAUCCGCAAUAGGCAAACAGGACAGUCAGAGGGGUAUGGAUUUGUUGAGUUCUUUUCUCAUGCAUCAGCAGAAAAGGCUCUUCAGAAUUUUAUUGGUCAUGUGAUGCCAAACACUGACCGGGCAUUUAAGUUGAACUGGGCAUCAUAUAGCAUGGGUGAAAAGCGAUCUGAAGUAGCUUCUGAUCACUCGAUAUUUGUUGGUGAUCUAGCUGCUGAUGUUACUGAUGAAAUGCUGCUGGAGCUUUUCUCUAGCAAGUACCCUUUCGGUGAAAGGAGCUAA